Tachysurus vachellii is the source of this 1798-nucleotide messenger RNA. It is a transcript of the gene adkb, whose product is annotated as adenosine kinase b. The transcript has 11 exons. Gene Ontology annotation, biological process: purine ribonucleoside salvage. The record is from RefSeq and is a predicted model, not a curated record. Gene Ontology annotation, cellular component: cytosol; nucleus. Lineage: Eukaryota; Metazoa; Chordata; Actinopteri; Siluriformes; Bagridae. Gene Ontology annotation, molecular function: adenosine kinase activity. Bases 62 to 1159 code for a protein of 365 amino acids.
GCCGUUUCCGGUUUAGCGCGAGGCCAUAGUACACGCACGCGUUGUCAGUGCCUGUAGAUGCAUGAGUGUGACUUGGUGCGCGUGCUGGUUCUGUUCAACAGUGAGGUUCAGUUCUGACGUCAUGCCGACAGCCAGUGAGAAUGCUCUGUUUGGGAUGGGUAAUCCCCUGCUGGACAUCUGUGCCGUAGUGGACAAAGACUUUCUGGAUAAGUUUGGCCUGAAGCCCAAUGAUCAGAUCCUAGCAGAGGAGAAACACAAAGCUCUGUUUGAUGAGCUUGUGAAGAAGAGUAAAGUAGAGUACCAUGCCGGUGGCUCCACACAGAACUCUGUUAAAGUUGCACAGUGGAUGAUCCAGGAGCCCCACAAGGUGGCGACGUUUUUUGGCUGUAUUGGGAAAGAUCGCUUUGGGGAGAUCUUGAAGCAGAAAGCAGCCGAAGCUCAUGUGGAUGCUCAUUAUUACGAACAGAGUGAACAACCUACAGGAACUUGUGCAGCCUGCAUCAAUGGGGAUAACAGGUCUCUGGUUGCGAACCUGGCCGCUGCAAACUGUUACGAUAAGGAGAAACAUCUGGAUCUGGAGAAUAACUGGAACCUGGUGGAGAAAGCGAGAGUCUAUUACAUUGCUGGUUUCUUCUUGACUGUAUCUCCACAGUCCGUGUUGAAGGUGGCCAAACACGCCAGUGACCACAACAAGAUCUUCGGUCUGAACCUGUCGGCUCCCUUCAUCAGUCAGUUCUUCAAAGAGCCACUGAUGAGCGUUAUGCCCUACGUUGACAUCCUGUUCGGCAAUGAGACGGAAGCAGCUACAUUUGCAAAGGAGCAGGGAUUCGAGACAGAUGAUAUUGAAGAGAUUGCACGCAGGGUUCAGCUGCUCCCCAAAGUGAACAAGAUCAGACCGAGGAUCGUGGUCUUCACUCAGGGGCAGUAUGAUACGGUCGCUACCGUGGGUGAGAAGGUGACGAGGUUCCCGGUGUUGGAUAUUGAUCAGAACGACAUUGUGGACACUAACGGAGCAGGAGACGCUUUUGUAGGAGGGUUCCUCUCUGAGCUGGUGCAGGAGAAAUGUUUAGAGCGAUGUAUCGAGGCGGGUCACUACGCUGCUAACGUCAUCAUCAGACGCUCUGGAUGCACCUUCCCUGAGAAACCAGACUUUCAUUAACACGUCUGUCUCUCUCUCUCUCUCUGUGUCUCUGUCUCUCUCUGCCUCUCUCCUCUCUCUCUCUCUCUCUCUCUCUGCCUCUCUCCUCUCUCUCUCUCUCUCUCUCUCUCUCUCUCUCUCUCUCUCUGUGUGUCUCUGUCUGUGUCUCUCUCUAUCUCUCUCUCUGCCUCUCUCUCUCUCUCUCUCUCUCUCUCUCUCUCCUCCAUCCACCUCUUCCUCCUACAUGUUAAGUAACUCAUGUGCCUCUACAUUGUUUACACAAGUUUCCAGGGCAUUUUCAAGCAAAAGGAAAUGAUGACAGGAAGUGAUGUGUGAGCUCAGAUUUUAUUCUUAUACACUCCUACAAGUCUUAAAGUAAACUUUUUUAGGUCCAAACAAGGCUCAAGGUGCCGCUCUGGUUGUAUAAAUGUGUGGCAGUGCUGCUGUAAGGCAUCGCUGUGUGUUUUAAAGACUAGUUUAGCCGUGUCUGUGUUUGUUUCUUGCAGCACACCAAACUCUUAAAGCACGCACAAAUAUUAAAUAUGCAUCAUUACAACGUCUUACACACACACACACAUACACACACACACACAAUCUAUCUCUCUCUAUUUUAUUGUGUGUAUUUAUCAAUUUGUUUAUAUACAUAAAGAGUUAAAUAUU